This is a messenger RNA of Seminavis robusta, 210 nucleotides long. The record is from the annotation of a GenBank genome assembly. Lineage: Eukaryota; Bacillariophyta; Bacillariophyceae; Naviculales; Naviculaceae.
AUGAAGACCACCACUGAAGCAAGCAUGGCCGCUGCAUCCUUUGUGGGUGACGAGGCAGGUCAAGCUCAAGAUGUUGCGAAGGAGUCACUUCACAAUGCCGCCGCCAAGGCCUCCAAGGCUGGAGACGCUGUAUCAGGCAAGGCGGGGGAGGCGAUGAACGGGAUCAAAGAUAUGGCCAUGAGUACAGGUGACAAGGCGUCAUCGGAAUGA